Myxozyma melibiosi is the source of this 1098-nucleotide messenger RNA. RefSeq lists its product as uncharacterized. Lineage: Eukaryota; Fungi; Ascomycota; Lipomycetes; Lipomycetales; Lipomycetaceae. The transcript has 4 exons. The coding region runs from base 237 to 1052 and encodes 271 amino acids. The record is from RefSeq and is a predicted model, not a curated record.
UGCUCGUCAUGUCAUUUGUGUCCGCUUCUGUGUGUAAUGUGCUUCACAGCAUCUCCCGUCGCCCUUGGGGAUGCGAAACAGACAGGUAGGAAAAUAUUUAUUUCGAGGUUAUGAGAUUUCGAAUUGGGAGCAAUCUGACGAUGAGCGAGCCGCACUGGACUUUAGACAAUCUUUUUUCCUGAUAUUAUUCGAAUAGGUCUCCUGAAUCUGUCUAUACAUCAUAUUUCGACGAAAAUAUGGCGAAAUCAGACAAAGAAAAGAAGGCGGUUGACUUGUCAAUACAAAGCACAGCAGGUCCAACACCCGACAACCAACAUGACUCAACUUCAACACACUCUGACGACAAAAAGAAAAAAAGCAAGAGCCGAAAGAAAGCAGGAAAAGCGGAACAGGAAGAAACCCACGCGCAAGGCGAUGAGAAGGACGAUAGCUUAGCGGAUACCCUUCCACCCAUCCAACUCGAAUUUGUGGAAAAACCGCAGUCGACACCCGCAGACGACGAGAUGGACGUCGAGAAUGACGAGUUUGAAUUUAGUCUGUUUUCGACAGCGACGUCGGUCGUCAAGAUCGACGAACCUGAACCGCAGACUAGUAUCUUAGCGACCGGCCUUGAGGAUAUACCGCAAGCUCCGGCUGUUGUGGAUAACAAGCGGCCUGCAUCUUAUUAUUUCACCGAUGACUCCGACGAAACCCGAAAACGCCAAAUCGAAUCCUGCGCAAUAAGCGGCCAAGACAUCCUCACCCAAUCAACCCAGCCCUGGCCGGGAAUGAACAAGCCCUGGCGCGUGAUCCACCUACCUCUCAACCCGCCGCGGCUGAUUUCAAAAGCGAAAGCGAAGCCUAGCAAAAAGCGACGAGCGCUGCUGAAAGCGCAGGCCGAGAAACGCGCCGAACGCGCGGAAAGCGCGAAGGGGUUUAAGGAUGGGAAGUUGAGGAAUUGGAAGUUUUAUGAUUGGAGUCGGACAGGGAAAGCGCCGAGGCUUACGCGGAGGCAGAAAGAUGAGAAGUUUGCAAAGCCGAAGAGGCCGUUUAAGACCAAGUUUACCACCUGAUGAGAGAUUAUCAUUUUGUACAAUACACACCAACAAUGCAAAACGU